AUCUCACUGCAGGAUCUAUCCGAACCCUCUCCACUCUGCACCAGGGCGCACCGCAGCUCACUCUUUGACAAAAUCACCUGCUCGACAGAAAUCAGGUGGUGCUGAGAAAAUGAGGAGAGGUUUGCUGCUGGUGACUCUGUUCUUCAUCCUGAAACUUCGGCACAGCCAGUCCAGAUGCGAAGAAACUGGAUCGAGCCGAUCAACUUCAGAUACUGCAGGUUUAGAGAACCUUAAGCGGAACAUUAUGAAGAGGUAUAGCGAUUUGGAUUAUGACAGCUUUGUGGGACUGAUGGGCAGAAGAGAUACGGAUGCCAACAUUGUAGAGUCUCCCCAAAAAAGAGAAAUGCAUGACAUAUUUGUUGGUCUUAUGGGGAGGAGGAACUCAGAGCCUGAUAAUGGCCUGAGGAGAGAGAACCAAGAGAGGAGAGGCAUCUUUCUGAACAAGUGCAGACUGAGGUUUCUUCAGGGGCUGUAGACACUGAAACAGUCAUCGACGACGACAAACAAACAAUAAAUCAAGUGUCUGAUGAAAAUGACAAAACCAACAUGAUUCCCACGUGUAAAACUUUCGGCUGUCUCAUGAGAAUGACCA
This is a messenger RNA of Platichthys flesus (European flounder), 592 nucleotides long. It is a transcript of the gene tac3a, whose product is annotated as tachykinin precursor 3a. The record is from RefSeq and is a predicted model, not a curated record. The transcript has 7 exons. The coding region runs from base 110 to 475 and encodes 121 amino acids. Gene Ontology annotation, biological process: positive regulation of blood pressure; tachykinin receptor signaling pathway. Lineage: Eukaryota; Metazoa; Chordata; Actinopteri; Pleuronectiformes; Pleuronectidae.